AACGACUCCUGUGAGAGACGAUAAUGACCAAAACAAGGUGCAUGCAUGUGCAUUUUCGUAAAAUUCUACAACGAGUUAAGAAGACUCUUAGACUCUCAGCUUCCGACCAACAAAGCCAAGGCGUUACUGAGCCGUUGUCUUUGGGUGAUUUACCGGAAGAAUGUAUCUCCCUCAUAAUCUCUUUCACAAGUCCUCGAGACGCAUGUGUUUUCGCUUUGGUUUCAAAAACCUUUGAAUCUGCUGUCCAAUCCGAUAUAGUGUGGGAGAAGUUUAUUCCACCAGAGUAUGAAUCUUUGUUAUCUCGAUCGCAACAUUUUUCAUCGAAGAAGGAGCUCUUUUUCGCUCUUUGCGACGAAUCUGUUUUAAUCAACGUUAGCAAAAAGGACUUGUGGAUAGAAAAGGCGACUGGGAAGAGGUGUAUGAUGUUAUCAGCUUCAGCUUUGAACCUUUCCACUCAUCACACUUGGAAAUGGAUUACAAACCCUGUAUCAGCUUGGUUGGAAACAGUACCAGAGCUUCUCACAACACGUUGGUUCGAGAUUCGAUGCAGAACGAAUACUCGUUUUCUAUCACCAAGAACUCGUUACUCGGUUUACAUUGUGUUCUUGAAAGCGGAUAUAUGUUAUGGCUUUGCGUAUGUGGCCAUGGAAGCUGUAGUUAGAAUGGUGGGACAUGAAUUAAGUGAAUCUUGUAGAAGAUAUGUAUGCUUUCAUGAGGCUAUGGAGUGGCAGUUUCUUACAAGGAAGAACCUAGUGAAUCCCGAGAGGAGAGAAGAUGGGUGGAUGGAGAUAGAGAUUGGGGAAUUCUUUAAUGAAGGAGCAUUUAGGAAUAAUGAUGAAAUUGAGAUGAGUGUUUCAGAGACUACUCAGCGCAAUACGAAACGUGGCUUGAUUAUUCAAGGAAUUGAAAUCCGUCCUACGAAAAAACCCGGUAAUGAAAUGCCCUAGAAAUUAAACUCCCUUUUACCUGAUGAACCGGUAUUAUUGUCAAUUAGUUUUACAACGAAGUAAAGAGUUAAACUCCAAUUUAUGAAAGAGUGUUUUCGGUUGAGUGUGGUAUAAUAAAUAAAUUGUUUUGCG
Arabidopsis thaliana (thale cress) is the source of this 1079-nucleotide messenger RNA. RefSeq names its product phloem protein 2-B7 (gene PP2-B7). The record is from RefSeq and is marked reviewed. The coding region runs from base 24 to 947 and encodes 307 amino acids. Lineage: Eukaryota; Viridiplantae; Streptophyta; Magnoliopsida; Brassicales; Brassicaceae. The transcript has 3 exons.